Molecule: messenger RNA, 921 nt
Organism: Plasmopara halstedii
Lineage: Eukaryota; Oomycota; Peronosporomycetes; Peronosporales; Peronosporaceae
Product: Zinc finger, CCHC-type
Exons: 3
Coding region: 1-921 (306 amino acids)
Molecular function (GO): nucleic acid binding; zinc ion binding
Source: RefSeq, a predicted model, not a curated record
AUGAGGCGAAUGAUGCUGGACAGCCUUCCUGACCUGUACGAGUAUGAGCAGCUGCGCGGAGCAGUGAAGUAUGGGCGUUCUGAACUCCGGGCGUUGAUUGAACAAGCGGAUGUGAAUCAGUCACUCCGUGGCAAGGGAAAUCGUGCAACUAAUACAGGUAGCGGUCAACGGCAGCAGCAAGGAGGCAGCACAUGUGCUCGCCAUCAGCAUCAAAAUGGGAAACAAGGGAGCAAGAAUAAUCAGCACGGUGAUGGUCAGCGAAAGCCGAAGCGUGACAGGAAGAAGAAAACUUGUCAUCGGUGCAAUGAGAUCGGUCACUUCCAGGCUGACUGUACGGCUAUUAUCGAUGGUGUUGCUGGGCCUGGUGCGGCUGCCACCUGUGGAGGUAACACUCGGACAAACGUUGGGACGCAACGGCGUCAGCAGCGCUCCAACUACACGAGUCGCGACGGCGAAGUCCGUGCAGACAGGCGUGGAGUUGCUGAAGAUGAUCUAGGUGUGGCUGCUGGUAUUGCGAUGGUCAGUCCGAUGCUGGCUGUUCCGGACAUGAAGAGUGAGAACUACAAAAUGGCCAAGUCGCUACCAGAGAGAUCGUCAUGGUGGUGUUUCGACACAGGUUCCAAUGUGCACUUGACCGGUGGUCGCUCUCUCUUUGUUCAUCUCGAAGAAAUUCGCCCAGAAAGUGUUGGCGCAAAUGUCGUUGGUGUGGCCGCCACGACGCUAACUCGAAUUUGGGUGUUUGAGGCAAAGCGUCCAGCGGAUGCUCCGCGACGUUCAGGUGUACAACGUGUGAUCGUCAAUUACACGAUCGCGGACGCACAACCGGACUGGACACACGAAUGCUCAGUAUCGCAAGAUCAUGGCGGAUCGUGGACUCGUGCGCGGCAUGAUGAUCACGAACAGGCAGCUGAAGACGUGUGA